AACGAGCACUCGAUGGUGCCUUCCUCAUGCUGACAGAGCAACAGUCAGAAGUUCGGAGAGGCCAUUGAAGCCGAUCCCAGUAACCACGUCCUCUACUCCAACCGUUCCGGCGCAUACGCUUCAUUGAAAGACUGGCAGAAGGCCCUGGACGAUGCCACAAAGACGACCGAGAUCAAGCCUGACUGGGCCAAGGGUUGGGGCAGAAAGGGUGCUGCCCUGCACGGCUUGGGCAACCUUGGUGAGUUAACUCCACUGCUGCUUCAACAAACCAAGGGCCAAAGACUGACAGUGCUACAGUCGACGCCACGGACGCUUUCGAAAAGGCGAUAGAGCUCGACCCCAACAACGCACAAGCAAAGUCCGGUCUCGAGGCCGUCAGACGUGCCAUCCAGGCUGAGGCCGAUGAAGACGGCGCCGACGCUACCGGCGGACUCGGCAACAUGUUCAACGACCCUCAGAUGAUUCAGAAGCUCGCCGCCAACCCCAAGACUGCCUCGCUGCUCGGCGAUGCCGCUUUCAUGCAGAAGCUGAACCAGAUGAAGUCCAACCCCAGCAUGAUGGGUGAGGCCAUGCAAGACCCUCGCUUCCUGCAGGUCAUGAGCGUUCUGCUUGGUAUCGACAUGUCUUUCGCCGACCCUUCGUCACAGCAACAGCAGGGUGGCCAGCAGAGAGGUGAGGCCGAGGAGGACGUCCCUAUGCCUGACGCCAGACCCAGCCAACCCGAACCCGCAAAGGCCCCCGAGCCCGAAUCCGAGCCCGAAGACGAGGAGGCUGCUGCACAAAAGAAGGCAAAGGAGGAGGCCGACAAGGAGAAGGCCCUGGGUACCGAGAACUACAAGAAGAGACAAUUCGAUGCUGCUAUUGAGCACUACACCAAGGCUUGGGACCUGUACAAGGACAUCACCUACCUCACCAACCUUGGUGCUGCCAAGUUCGAGAAGGGUGACUACGAGGGUGCCAUCGAGGCUUGCAAGAAGGCCGUCGAGCACGGUCGUGAGGUCUUUGCCGACUUCAAACUUAUCGCAAAGGCCUUCGGUCGCAUCGGUACCUCAUACGAAAAGAUGGGUGACCUGCCCAACGCCAUCGACAACUACCAGAGAUCACUCACUGAGCACCGCACUCCCGAUGUCCUCACCAAGCUGCGCGCUGCCGAGAAGGCCAAGAUCAAGGCCGAGAGAGAUGCUUACCUGGACCCCGCAAAGGCCGAGGAGGCUCGUGAGCUCGGAAACCAGAAGUUCAAGGAGGCCGACUGGCCCGCUGCCGUCGAAGCCUACACAGAGAUGGUCAAGCGCGCACCCGAAGACCCCCGUGGUUACUCAAACCGUGCCGCCUGCUUGAUCAAGCUGCUCACCUUCCCCGCCGCUGUCGACGACUGCAACACCGCCAUCGCAAAGGACGAAAACUUCAUCCGUGCCUACCUCCGCAAGGCCCAAGCUCUCUUUGCCAUGCGCGAGCACAGCAAGGUCAUUGAUGUCUGCAACGAGGCCAUGGCCCACGACAAGGACGGUAAGAACCAACGCGAGAUUGAGCAGCAGAUGCAAAAGGCCAUCCAGGCACAAUACAGCGCUCGCGAUGGAGAGACCGAGGAGGAGACCAUGGAGCGCAUCCAGCGUGAUCCCGAAAUUCUGUCUAUCCUCCAAGACCCCGUCAUGCAGUCUAUUCUGCAACAAGCCAAGGGCGACCCUGCUGCUCUCCAGGAGCACAUGAAGAACCCUGGCAUCAAGGCCAAGGUCCAGAAGCUCAUGGCUGCUGGCGUCAUCCGUGUCGGUGGCCGAUAGAUUUAAUGACUUUCUCCUUAUGUUUGUCGUUUCAGCGUCUUCUACAAAUUCAUAGCAACACAUAUAUUCGAUGACCGUUUCAUGACAAUCUUUGUCCGGUUUGCAAUUUAGACAAUCCUUUGAAACACCCGACUGUCCGCAUCUCCGCCUGGGAGUAUGGUCUUCACGGACAGAACAGAAGACGUUCGUCUCUUCUUAGGGAUGUCCUGCGAAAGUGGCGUUGUCACCGAGAGAUAAACAGCAGCUUGAUGCCGAAUCAAGCACAUACGGCCACAGUCAGCUGAAAACUGGGCAUCCCGUCCGCUCUGCCAUACAUAAGCAGUUGAACGGCAGAUUAGUACUACGGUGGGUGACCACGUGGGAAUCCCUGCUGCUGUAUGUUUUGUCUUUUGCACGAAAUUCGUAAGCUUAUUUUGUGAACUUGAGAAACGGAUGACAAUCAGGGAAAUGAUAAUUUUGU
Aureobasidium subglaciale EXF-2481 is the source of this 2238-nucleotide messenger RNA. RefSeq lists its product as uncharacterized. The coding region runs from base 441 to 1778 and encodes 445 amino acids. Gene Ontology annotation, molecular function: Hsp90 protein binding. NCBI's taxonomy places the organism in Eukaryota, Fungi, Ascomycota, Dothideomycetes, Dothideales, Saccotheciaceae. The record is from RefSeq and is a predicted model, not a curated record. The transcript has a single exon.